UGGAUUCUUUCAUCUACACGUCACUGAUCUGUGAGGAGGGAUGCGAGGGUGUUUUGUCUGUAAUGUGUUCAGCUGUUCAUAGUAGUCAUGCUCAGAAAGAGGCUUUCUGACUGACUGCAGUGCUAAUAAUAUAUAAUGAUAAGAGAGAGAGGGGGGAGGGGGGUUACACUGAGCUGGCAACAAGGGUAUAAAAGAGCCAGGACGAAAAGAAGACAAAGUACACAAGGCGCCAACUUGUCCAGAAACCAGACCCACAAACAUACAGAAUGUCUCAGCCAGAGGUUAAGAAGAAGAAGAGGCCAGUUGUAAAGGAGGAGGACCUGAAAGGAGCCCGCAGUAAACUGGGGCUGAAGGGAGAGGUCAAGAGCAAAACAUACGAGGUCAUGGUGGAGUGUGAGCGCAUGGGGAAGGCGGCGCCAUCUGUUUUCAGUGGAGUACGAUCUGGAAGCGAGACAGUGCUUGAGAAACCCAAGCCUCCAUCAGGAAGCGUGUUUGGCAAAUGAAUGCAGAAUGGACAAAUGGACUCUGGGUUUUAAAUGUAUGUCCAUGAGCACAUAGAGUAUGCUUGGCAUCCACAUCAUGAAUGAAUCCACUGUAAUUUGGACAAUUGUCACAUAUUUGUAAGUAUUAGUGUAUGUUUUUUAUACUGUUUGUUGUUGCUAAACAUGUUGCACUUAAAAAAUAAAAAUAAAAACUCAUGUGUCAUGUUUUCUAUAUUAAAAAAAUUGCUAAAAGUGUCUCUGAGUCACCAAGUAUGAUUUCUCUGGCAUACAAACAAGUCUGUCAUUUCAAACCAUGUGAACAAAUAUUACAUUAGUGAUUCAAUGAAAUUUUUGCUUGUGCAAAUUUGAGGAAGGAGGGUGGAGUACAAAUGGAAAUAGGUGCUCAUUAAAGGAUGUAGUCAUCUAAGAUUUCCUUGUCAUGUUUAGGUUGAAAUUCUAUAUGGAUGGCUGUUUAGUACAUCCGUGAGACAGUUUCAACAUCACCAGCAAAGCAACUCCACAACUGCAUGAAGUUGCAUGGUGUUUUGUCAGGGAUAUUCCCAUCAGCUGAUAAAGUGACAAAACAACAUGAAAGACCCGAAGUCCAGCUGUAAAUUAAUUUAUCA
Molecule: messenger RNA, 1108 nt
Organism: Sinocyclocheilus rhinocerous
Lineage: Eukaryota; Metazoa; Chordata; Actinopteri; Cypriniformes; Cyprinidae
Product: musculoskeletal embryonic nuclear protein 1-like
Exons: 3
Coding region: 267-503 (78 amino acids)
Biological process (GO): tissue regeneration; chondrocyte differentiation; chondrocyte proliferation
Cellular component (GO): nucleus
Source: RefSeq, a predicted model, not a curated record